AUGGCACUUGUGCUUAAAUAAUUAGGUGGAUUCAGUAGAUUGAAUGCUCAAUGCCCAACUUAUAAAUAUAUUUGUGCUGGUCUGAGUGGUGGAUCAUUGCUAUAUGCAUUUUAUGCUCAAGUUCAAAAAUAAUGGAGAGAAUAGGAAAUUAAUUUCAGAAAGGAAUAACUCAAGAAACCUAUAUAUGAGCUCAGAGACGAAGAGCUCGUUAGUCCACCAUGGAAUAGUUCGAAUUUAAAUGAGUGGUUAUACAGAAGAGUAAGAGUAAAGGGAAGACCUCUCCAUUACUUAUAAAUGAUGGUGCCUAGAACCGAAUUUUAGAAGCCAGGAUAUGAAUGCGUGGUUCCAUUUGUCACAAAGGAGAAUGAAGAUUAAUCAGUAUAAGAAGGGCUUCUUGUAUCUUUAGGAUUUGUGCCUUAUGAAUAUAAGGAAGUAACAGACAGACACAAAUUGGAAGAUGCUUCAGUGUAAUCAUUUGAUUGUUUCUUAUCCCAAUUGCCAGAGUUACAAGACAAUUCAUUUGGAAAUGUGGCUAAUCGCAGGAAUUCAUAGUGGUAUUAUGCAGAUCUCCAAUUAAUGGCAUAAUUUACAGGAUUCAAGAAUGCAGACAAGAUCGGCAAGGUUGUUUUGGAGAAAGCCAAUUUCAACACUCCUUUGGAUGAGAGAAAUAUGAGAACUUAUGAUUUGGAUGCUGAUCAUCACUUGGAUUACCCAUAUUUGAAGAGCAAUUCUGGUAUUUUAUAUCAUAAAAACCAUAUGCCAUGGGAUUGGUAGAGAGCCAAAUAAUAAGCAUUGGGCUCAACUGUAGUCUUUGGUGCAUUUGGUGCAUUAUUACAUUUAGCAAAAUGAAAUCUAUAUUAAUAAGAUAAAGAUUAAUAU
Paramecium tetraurelia is the source of this 879-nucleotide messenger RNA. RefSeq lists its product as uncharacterized. Gene Ontology annotation, cellular component: membrane. Lineage: Eukaryota; Ciliophora; Oligohymenophorea; Peniculida; Parameciidae. The transcript has 4 exons. The record is from RefSeq and is a predicted model, not a curated record.